AUGGAGUUGCAUUCUGACGCAUCAAGCAUUCGGCUUGUGAACUGCCGUCAAGACGGAUGCUGCCGUGUGGAAGUUAAGCACGAAGGAUCGUGGGGCACGGUGUGCGACGACAGUUUCACAGACACUAACGCACAAGUAGUUUGCCGGCAAUUGGGAUGCCCGACGGAAGGAGCAAUGCAGGUACAGAGCUUCGGAGGAGGAAGCGGACCAAUCUGGAUGGACGACGUGUCAUGCAGCGGAAGCGAGGCAGCGCUGCCGCUUUGCACCUUUAGAGGCUGGGGCAGCCACAACUGCGGCCACAGCGAAGACGUCGGCGUGUGCUGC
Molecule: messenger RNA, 324 nt
Organism: Guillardia theta CCMP2712
Lineage: Eukaryota; Cryptophyceae; Pyrenomonadales; Geminigeraceae
Exons: 1
Cellular component (GO): membrane
Source: RefSeq, a predicted model, not a curated record